Colletotrichum scovillei is the source of this 564-nucleotide messenger RNA. RefSeq lists its product as uncharacterized. The record is from RefSeq and is a predicted model, not a curated record. The transcript has 4 exons. NCBI's taxonomy places the organism in Eukaryota, Fungi, Ascomycota, Sordariomycetes, Glomerellales, Glomerellaceae. Gene Ontology annotation, biological process: mycotoxin biosynthetic process. The coding region runs from base 1 to 564 and encodes 187 amino acids.
AUGCUAGAUGUCGGAAAUCUCGAAGAGAUCAGAGGUCCGGCGAUGUUCAAGGAAGCCGACACCUCGGGUCCGUCUCCGGAGCUGGAUGCUGCAUGGGACAAGCUCAUCGAUGAGCGUCACUUCAUGCUCAUACCUGACGAAGACUUUCCCAAGUCCGAGUUCAGGACCAGAGAACCGCUAAGAGCUUCUACUUCUACCCAGAACGGCACUCUCGGCGUCUUCGAAUACGUCCACGCCUUGCACUGCGUUCACCUUAUGUGGAAGCAAACAUACCCCGACUACUACAAGGAGGAUCACAUGAAGAUGAAGAACGACCCAAAGUGGCAACACGCACACAUCAACCACUGCGCGGACUUCUUGAAGCAGUACAUCCUCUGCAACGCCAACCUCGCGUUCAACACGUACUCGUUCAACGAGACCCGCGGAGGCGCCGACGUGGAUAUCGUGUCAUCGCACACGUGCAUCGACUUGGAUGCCGCGGACGACUACGCCAACCGACACUACGUCAACAGGUCUGAGCUGGCCAUCGCUACCGGCAAGGACAUCACUGCCGAUGUAUUCUGA